CAUAGUGCUCCGCGGCGGCACCGGGCGGAGGGUCCGCUUCAGCCGCCGCCGCCGCAAAGUGUCGCGGCGUUCUUUACGGCUGAAGCUUGAGCUUGCUUUUCCGCAGCUUUGCCCUGCCCUCCUGAGCCGGAGGUUCUGAGCCCUGGGAUGUAACGUGCAGGAUGGGAGGUCGGUCUUGAGCUCCCGCCGCCCCCAGCCGGACCGAGCGGGGCCCCCCUCCCCCGGGCAGGAUGGAGGAGGAGAGCAUGGAGGAGGAGGGGGGCAGCAGCAGCAGCUAUGAGGCCAUGAUGGACGAUCAGAACCAUAACAACUGGGAGGCCGGUGUGGAUGGCUACAGGCAGCAGCGCCCUGCGGGCCAUGCCCAGGCCCCCCUCGGGGACAGGGCCCUGCAGCUGCCCGCGGAUAGGAAGGGCCCCCGGGGGCAGCCGCAGGAGGAGGAAGAGGCCCAGAUGGUGCCCGAAGCCAAUGGCCUGAUGAAGGGCUGUGACUCUGCAGGGGCUGCUGGCAAGGGAGGAGCCGUCGCUGCUGCCACCAUCAACACCUCCACCUCCAAGUUCUUAAUGAAUGUUAUAACCAUUGAAGAUUAUAAGAGCACAUAUUGGCCAAAGUUGGACGGUGCCAUAGAUCAGCUUUUAACUCAGAGUCCUGGUGACUACAUCCCUAUCUCCUAUGAACAAAUAUACAGUUGUGUGUAUAAAUGUGUAUGCCAGCAGCAUUCGGAACAGAUGUAUAGUGACCUAAUAAAAAAGAUAACUAACCACUUAGAGAGAGUCUCAAAGGAGCUGCAGGCCAGCCCUCCAGAUCUGUAUAUUGAAAGAUUUAACAUAGCUCUUGGACAAUAUAUGGGAGCAUUGCAGAGCAUUGUGCCUCUUUUCAUAUAUAUGAAUAAAUUUUACAUAGAAACGAAGCUUAACAGAGACUUAAAAGAUGACCUUAUAAAGCUGUUUACGGAACAUGUUGCAGAAAAGCACAUUUACAGCCUAAUGCCUUUACUUUUAGAAGCUCAGUCAACACCGUUUCAAAUAACCCCUUCAACCAUGGCAAAUAUUGUGAAAGGCCUGUAUACACUUAGACCAGAGUGGGUUCAGAUGGCACCAGCUUUAUUUUCUAAAUUCAUCCCAAACAUUCUUCCCCCUGCUGUGGAAUCUGAGCUUCAGGAAUAUGCUGCUCAAGACCAGAAACUUCAAAGAGAGCUUAUGCAGAAUGGAUUUACCAGAGGUGACCAGUCACGCAAGAGAGCUGGAGAAGAGUUAACUUAUAAUGGCUCAUCAGCAUGUGCAAGCUCCAGAGGGUACAGAUAGUGAACAUACCGGAUGUGCUUUUAUUCCUAGCCAGAACAGACACUGGAGGAGCACAGAUAAUAUCCAGCGCCUCAGCUGGGGUCUGCUGAUAUUCAGGAGCUCUGUCGCAAGCUAUACCUGGAAGAGCAGUUUGGACUUUCUUCGUUAUGUAAUAAAAUGUCAGUUGCUGCUACACUCGGGAUAACUUUGAAAGACAUGAUGCUUUGGUUUGGUCUCUCAGCAAAUUCCUACUCUCUGAUUCCGUGAGGAAUGCGCCUUGAAAACCAGAUAAUUUCUAAGUGAAAAUUGGCAGCCAAAAUCAGCAGCUUCCUCCAAAAAUGUUAAAAUGGAAGAAUCUUUUUUGCACUCUUGUUUUUUAUUAUGGACAUUCUUUAAACUAAUUAACACAUCAGUGUAUUAGUUUUAAAACUUCAAGGUAUUUUCUGAAGCUUUUACUUAAAUAAUAAGAAUAAAGAUUUGUUACUUUGCAGUA
Molecule: messenger RNA, 1773 nt
Organism: Chelonia mydas (Green sea turtle)
Lineage: Eukaryota; Metazoa; Chordata; Testudines; Cheloniidae
Gene: CACUL1
Product: CDK2 associated cullin domain 1
Exons: 9
Coding region: 231-1301 (356 amino acids)
Biological process (GO): ubiquitin-dependent protein catabolic process
Molecular function (GO): ubiquitin protein ligase binding
Source: RefSeq, a predicted model, not a curated record